Oikopleura dioica is the source of this 993-nucleotide messenger RNA. Lineage: Eukaryota; Metazoa; Chordata; Appendicularia; Copelata; Oikopleuridae. The record is from the annotation of a GenBank genome assembly.
AUGGAAGUUGAUAUGGAAAGAAACCAGGGCUACAACCUGCCAUGGGUUGAAAAGUACCGCCCGACGUUUAUGUCCGAUAUUGCUGGAAAUAAAGAAACCGUAGAGAGACUCGCCGUUUUUGCGAAAGAAGGAAAUUUGCCAAAUAUUAUCAUUGCAGGACCUCCUGGAUGUGGAAAAACAACGUCAAUAUUGUGCCUUGCUCGGACAAUGCUUGGCGACAAUUUUAAUGAUGCUGUUCUCGAGUUGAACGCUUCAAAUGAUCGAGGAAUCGACGUUGUAAGAAACAAAAUUAAAAUGUUCGCGCAGAAAAAAUGCACUCUUCCGCCGGGAAAGCAUAAAAUCAUCAUCCUGGAUGAGGCUGACUCAAUGACAGAAGGAGCUCAGCAAGCUCUUCGGCGAACAAUGGAGAUUUACUCGAAGACGACGAGAUUCGCCCUCGCCUGCAACAAUUCGGAAAAGAUAAUUGAGCCGAUUCAAUCGCGAUGCGCUGUGCUCCGCUACUCGAAGCUUUCAGAUGUGCAAGUGCUUACAAGAAUCACUGAAGUCAUCAAACACGAGAAUGUCGAUCAUGAUCAAAAGGGGCUCGAAGCAAUUUUAUUCACAGCACAGGGCGACAUGCGUCAAGCACUCAACAAUCUUCAAGCGACUCACUCCGGCAUGGGCGUCGUCAACUCAGAAAAUGUUUUCAAAGUCUGCGACGAGCCACAUCCUCUGAUGGUUUCGAAAAUGCUCGAUUUUUGCCUGGAAAGAAAAACCAAUGAAGCGACAGGCAUCAUCAGACAGCUCUAUAAUUACGGCUAUGCGCCAGAAGAUAUCAUCACCACAGUAUUCAGGGUCUCCAAAACCCACAAAAGUCCAGAACUGAUCAAACUUGAGUGGAUCAAACAAAUCGGGCUCUCCCAUAUGCGAAUUAUAGAAGGCACCACCUCGCUCACUCAGCUCAUCGGGCUCGUCUCCAAGUUGAUCCUCAUCUGCGAGAAGGCGAAGAAAUAG